Messenger RNA from Peronospora matthiolae, 699 nucleotides. The record is from the annotation of a GenBank genome assembly. NCBI's taxonomy places the organism in Eukaryota, Oomycota, Peronosporomycetes, Peronosporales, Peronosporaceae.
AUGGUACACCUUGUGGCUGUACCAGAGACAAUCACGGCAAGUGGCUGUGCUUGUGUCUUUAUUGACACCAUCUUCCGACUUCAUGGGUUGCCCCGUGAACUCGUAUCAGACAGAGAUCCACGAUUCACUGCUGAUUUCUGGCGUUCCGUGUUCAAAUCACUCGGAACGCGCUUGAAGAUGUCAACAUCUGAUCAUCCAGAGUCAGAUGGUCAGACGGAACGUGCCAAUCGUGUCCUUGAAGAGAUACUUCGAGGAUACGUCCACUCCUUUAAGAGUUGGAGUGAGUUUUUGCCGAUGGUAGAGUUUGCCAUCAACAACUCGGUGCAUGCGUCCACGACACAUACACCGUUUUACGUGAAUGGCUUGCGCCAUCCGCGUGUACCCACCUUACUAGAGUGUAACUCUGGUUUAAGGGGGGGAGGGACUCGCGCGAGCAAAAACCGAUUUGGUUCACGCUCAUCACGCUCUGACGAAGAAGUCAUUGCGUUUGAUGCCGAUAUCGAUAACAUCGAUAUCGAAGAAGAUGAUGCCAGUGAGAGUGCGGAAGCCCUCACUGAAGACAAUGAUCCCAGUGAGAGUGCGGAAGCCCUCACUGAAGAAAAGGUUGUUGUCGCUGCAUUGCGCUCACAGCACACUGAAGCUAACGAGUCAUCAGAUGAGUUCAUACUGGCUCGUGAAACGGUAGUCCGAUUUGUGUAA